Anguilla anguilla (European eel) is the source of this 4057-nucleotide messenger RNA. RefSeq names its product WD repeat and HMG-box DNA binding protein 1 (gene wdhd1). NCBI's taxonomy places the organism in Eukaryota, Metazoa, Chordata, Actinopteri, Anguilliformes, Anguillidae. Gene Ontology annotation, biological process: mitotic cell cycle; DNA repair; DNA-templated DNA replication. The record is from RefSeq and is a predicted model, not a curated record. Gene Ontology annotation, cellular component: nuclear replication fork. Gene Ontology annotation, molecular function: chromatin binding; protein binding. The transcript has 26 exons. The coding region runs from base 108 to 3506 and encodes 1132 amino acids.
CAACUCUGGUGACGUAGCUGGCGGGAAGACUCAAGCGCUGUGUGGUUUCCUUGUUCCAGCGCGGGAGAAUAUACAGAGAAUUUAAAUCGUCAAUACAUUGGAAAGAGAUGCCUGUUGAGAGAAAACCGAUGCGCUACGGUCACUCCGAAGGACAUACGGACGUGUGCUUCGACGAUACGGGAAAGUGUAUUGUUACCUGUGGGAGUGACGGAGAUGUGCGAAUAUGGGAAAGUCUCGACGAUGACGACCCCAAAUCUAUCAACGUUGGGGAGAAGGUCUAUUCUCUGGCUUUGAAGAAUGGGAAACUGGUCACAGCCGUGUCCAACAACACAGUCCAGAUCCACACCUUUCCUGAGGGGGACCCGGACGGGAUCCUCACCCGCUUCACCACCAACGCCAACCACGUGGCCUUCAACAGCAAUGGCUCCAGAGUGGCGGCUGGCUCCAGUGACUUCAUGGUGAAGGUUGUGGAGGUGGCAGACAGCAGCCAGCAGAAGACACUGCGAGGUCACGACGCCCCUGUCCUCAGCGUGACCUUUGACCCUAAGGACGAGUUCCUGGGCACUUCUAGUUGUGAUGGAUCUGUAGCUGUGUGGAAAAUUGAAGACCAGGUGCAAGUGAGCAGUUGGAAGAUUCUUCAGAAGUCCAACGAUGUCAGCAAUGCAAAGUCUCUAUGCAGAUUAGCAUGGCAGCCUGGCUCUGCAAAACUGUUGGCUGUUCCCGUGGACGCGACCGUGCAGCUGUAUGAGAGAGGCUCCUGGAGUCACGCGAGCACCCUCUCCGAUGACUUCAUCACCCAGCCCGUUAACGUGGUGGCCUGGUCUCCGUGUGGGAAGUUCCUCGCUGCUGGCACUGUAGGGGGAUUCUUGACCGUUUGGAAUGUGGAGACCAAGCUGUGUGUGGAGAGGGAGAAACAUGAGAAGGGUUACACAGUGUGUGGGUUGGCCUGGAAUCCUUCUGGGGCGCAGAUAGCCUACACUGACACGGAGGGCUGCCUGGGUCUCCUGGAUGGUGUGUUGGCCUCUUCCUCCUCCUCUUCCUCAUCCUCCGCAAAGAGCACCAGCAAGGUGGCGGCAAACAAGGAGGCGGGCGACUAUGACGACCUGUUUGACGGCGACGGCGACGACGGGGUCCUGGAGGAGAACCUGACCGAGGCCCGCUCGCCUGCGAAGAACCCUGUCGUCGAGGACGAUGACGACGAUGACCUCAUGCCUGCGACGGGCAGGCCUCGCCACCGGGCUUCUUUCCUUGACGACGAUGAAAACUCCCUAGACGUGGGUUCGGUGAAGCUGGGCUCGGACAAGUACGGAGACGAUGACAGGGCCAGCGCCGUUCUGCCGGGUGUGACGCCGGUCGUGCCCCGCCCCGUUUACGAGGGGCCCAUGCCCACGCCCCCACAAAAACCCUUUCAGCCGGGGUCCACCCCGGAGCACCUGAUGCAUCGUUUCAUGGUGUGGAACUCAGUGGGCAUCGUCCGCGGUUACAACGACGAGCAGGACAACGCCAUCGAUGUGGAGUUCCACGACAGCUCGGUCCACCACGCCAUGCACCUCACCAACUCCCUGGGUCACACGCUGGCGGACCUGUCCCAGGAGGCCGUGCUCCUGGCCUGCGAGGGCACCGACGAGCUCGCCAGCAAGCUGCAGUGUCUGCACUUCUCCUCCUGGGACACCAACAAGGAGUGGAUGGUGGACCUGCCGAAGGGGGAGGACGUGAGGGCUGUGUGUUUGGGGCAGGGCUGGGUGGCGGCGGCCACCAGCGCCCUGCUGGUGCGGGUCUUCUCCGUGGGCGGGGUCCAGAGGGAGGUGUUCUGCCUGCCUGGGCCUGUGGUCUGCAUGGCGGGACACGGAGAGCAGAUCCUGAUCGCCUACCUCAGAGGCACGGGCUUCGAUGGGGAUCAGGUCCUGGGGGUCCAGCUGCUGAAUUUCGGACGGAGGACGAGGCAGGUCAUCCACGGGGAGCCCCUCCCCCUCUCCCAAAAGUCCUACCUCUCCUGGAUGGGCUUUUCUGCUGAGGGCACGCCGUGCUUCGUGGACUCGGAGGGCGUGGUGCGAAUGCUGAACCGCUCCGUGGGGAACACGUGGACCCCGGUGUGCCACACGCGGGAGCACUGCAAGGGCAAGUCGGACCAUUACUGGGUGGUGGGCGUGCACGAGAACCCCCAGCAGCUCAGGUGCAUUCCCUGCAAGGGGGCGCGCUUCCCCCCCACGCUGCCCCGUCCCGCGGUGGCCAUCCUGCCCUUCAAGCUGCCUCUGUGCCAGACCACCACAGAAAAGGGCCAGAUGGAGGAGCAGUACUGGCGUUCUGUGCUCUUCCACAACCACUUUGACUUCCUGUCGUCCAGCGGAUAUGAGGUCAGCGAGGAGGUGCAGAGCCACACCCAGAAGGAGCAGCAGGAGCUGCUCAUGAAGAUGUUUGCGCUGUCGUGCAAGCUGGAGCGGGAGUUUCGCUGUGUGGAGCUGGCGGAGCUGAUGACCCAGAGCGUGGUGACGCUGGCCAUCCGCUACGCCUCCCGCUCGCGGCGCAUGGCCCUGGCGCAGCGGCUGGGCGAGCUGGCCAUGGAGAAGGCUGCCGCCCUGCAGGAGGAGGCGGAGCAGGAAGAGGAGGAGCCUGACUACGCCAGCGCCAGGCAAGCUGCGGGGCACCGCAGGGCAGCGGACGAGCGCGGCGAACGCCAGCAGUGGGGAAGGAGGCAGCCGCGCCAGGAAGAGGAAUGUGAGGAAGACGAUGGUCAGCAGCAGAUGGACGCCGAAGAGGAAGAGGCAGCGGAGAGCAGAAGGCCCUCUCUGAAUCCGUUUAACAAAGGGGCCGCCUCACCAGAGAAGUCAUCGCCAAAGCCUUCUAAUAAAGAAGGACGUGUAAACCCUUUCAAGGUGUCCGGCUCGGGGAAGCCCAACGGGUCGUCGUGGGGUCAGUCCCGGGUGAGCAACGUCCUGGACACCAUGACGCCGUCGGCCCGGAAGCCGUCUCUGAUGGCCGGCUCGAGGGCGAAGCAGGCCAGCGGUCCGGUUCUGAAGCCCCUGGCGCCGAAAGCCAAGUCCAAGACCCAGGCCACGCUGCUGCAGAUGACCGUCCCCAAAGCCGGCAGCAGGGGGCAGCAGAAGGAGCUGGCUGUAGAGAAGCAGAGUCUCACGGAUGGAGGAUCUCCAGCCCCUCCCACUGACAAUGGCGAGAACAGGAAACCAAAGACAGGCUUCCAGCUGUGGCUCGAGGAGAACCGCAAGGGCAUUCUGGCCGAUAAUCCUGACCUGGAUGAAACCGACGUCAUCAAGGAGGCUAUGGGUCGAUUCAGGGGCCUGUCUUCAGAGGACAGGCUGUCCUGGACAGAAAGGGCAAAAGGAGGACAGGCUUUAGAGGCGACAGAGUUGAAAAAAAGAAAAAGGGGGGAAGAGGAGAGCGAAGAAGGAAAGGACAGUGAAGCGAAUGCGCAAGAGAACAGUGCGAAGAAGAAAAAGGCCCUGGGCGCCACUGCUAAACUCUCAGCAUUUGCUUUCAGCAAAGACUGAGACAUGUAAAAACAAGUAUGUUGUUUUAGAUUUGUCUCUUGUGUACAUAUGGAAUCAAAUGUGUGUCAAAUUAAAUGUCUGGAGUGAAAUGGAUUUAACAGUUAAGAGAAGUUGUCACGUUAUACUUCAGUUUAAUGGUGGAUGUGCCGCGUCUGUCCUGGAGAUAUAUCGUCCUGUAGGUUUUCAUCCCAACCAUAACAAAGGACACCUCAUUCAACAGCUAGACGUCUGAUUGAGCUGCUAAUUAGUAGAACCUGGAGUGCCGUAUUGGGGUUGUAUUGAAAACCUACAGGAUGGUAGAUCUCCAGGAACAGGGCUGGUCUAGAUGACUAAUUUCAUCCACUGUAUUCUCAUGGAUUUUGAAUAACUGCUUGAUGACAUUAAAGAAAAAAUAUUCCAGACCACCUUCAAGGAGUCAUGUACUUUAGCAAAUGCUUAUGAUGGAAUGCUAAGAUUCACUUCCUUUGAGUGAUUCUUAUUUGACGUUGUUAAUGUUGACUGUUUGUGAAAUUUAUCUUUGCUUUAUAAUAAAUGUAUAUGUCGAUGUUGUU